AUGUCGGCCAAGACAGCUACCAUGAGGCCUAACCUGCCCCCAAAGCGCGACUCAGAGCAGCUCGCCCUCUGGAGGAGGGAUAAACAGAGCAUUCCCGUCACACCUGCUUUUGGGUCUGAAAAGAAGAAAAUGCACGCAAAAAUCGACUCUACGACAGUAGGACAGGAUUAUUUCGACUUCAACCCAUCACCAAAGGGCAAUGUCAUUUCUGCUACUUUCACCAUCCCGCAUAUUUCGUAUAAAAAUGGAAAACUUGGAUCGGAUAAUGAUCAUCGUUUCUGGCGCUCUGGCCAUCUCGAUUGUUUGUCGCACCUGACGCUCAACGAGGCCCCUCUGCGGCACACCGUGGUUGCUUGGACAGGCGAAAUAAACCAGUCCGAUGACAAAGGUUCAUUUUCUUUUACUGCGCCAUCAUCUACUUCGAUUGCUCCGGAUGGCCAUGCCCAGGACACUGACGAGUCGAAUCCUGACAAAGUGGUCUUCAUUAGCACUGAAGAGCAGCAACACCUGGAGACGGACUUGUACAAAAGCCGCGAGAGGAUCGUGCCUGUCUGGCUCUGCGCAGCUACAGGGCGCAAAGAAAACGGCAUUGAGCUGCAAAACCAGUCCAGAUGGAGAGAAUACGCCGAGCACGACUUAUUCCCGCUCUUCCACUACAAGCAACGGGAGCCCAAGGGCGGCGGUGACGAAAGACUCCGAUGGAGCGACUACCAUCUCGUGAAUGCGGCUUUCGCUGAUAAAAUCUGCGAUACAUACAAGCCAGAUGACACCAUUCUGGUGCAUGACUACUACUUGAUGCUGGUGCCGCAGAUGGUUCGUCAGCGACUUCCCAAUGCCCGCAUUGCGUUCAUACUGCAGACGCCUUUUCCCACGAGUGAGUUUAUACGUUGUCUGCACCGCCGACAGGAGCUCCUUGAAGGUGUUCUCGGUGCAGAUAUAGUCGUGUUCCAAGCGCAUCUUUACGCAGAACAUUUCGCAAACUCGUGCGCCAGAAUCCUCAAAACGCAAGGCGGGCCGGAACAAAUCGUCCACAAAGGCAGAUGCACGCAGCUGGCGCAUAUACCUACUGGCAUCGAUAUCCAGCACAUCACCCAGCGUGCAUUCAACACGAAUGUCGACAAACUAUGCAAAGAGGUAGAGAAUACUUUUUCCGGCAAAAAGAUUAUCCUCGGCCACGACCCCAUGAACAGUCUCAGCGGCCUCGACAAGAAACUGCAGGCCUACGAGCGUUUCCUGCAAGACCACCCCGAAUGGCAAGAAAAGGUUGUCCUGGUGCAGUUGACGAGCCCUGCCAUGCUCGAGGCCGGCGGCAAGGAGGAGGCCGACUUUGUCUCGCGCGUCAACCUCCUCGUCGGAGCCAUCAACUCGCGCUACGGCUCGCUGGGCCACACUCCCGUGCAGCUGUCGCCGCUGCCGCCGCAGCAGGACGAGUACUUUGCGCUGCUGCGCCAGAGCGACAUGGCGCUCAUUACGAGCGUGCGCGAGGGCAUCAGCACCACGGCGCUCGAGUACGCCAUGUGCCAGCGCGACAGACGGGGCACGCUCGUGCUCUCCGAGUUUAGCGGCACGGCCGGCGCGCUGAGCAAGGCGGUGGUUAUCAACCCCUGGGACGUCUCGGCGGUGGCGGGGCAGAUUUACAAGGCACUGACGGCGACGCUUGAGGAAAAGGCAAAGUCGCAUGCUGCGCUGUUUAAGCAGGUACAAGAUGUGAGUGUCGAGCGCUGGUCGAGGAAGCUGUUUGGUUUACUGGAGCGUGCUUCGAGGAACAACUCUGGUCAAUCCAAGACGAGUCCUAUUCUAGAAUAA
Beauveria bassiana ARSEF 2860 is the source of this 1806-nucleotide messenger RNA. Its product is annotated as glycosyltransferase family 20. Gene Ontology annotation, molecular function: catalytic activity. Gene Ontology annotation, cellular component: alpha,alpha-trehalose-phosphate synthase complex (UDP-forming); cytosol. Lineage: Eukaryota; Fungi; Ascomycota; Sordariomycetes; Hypocreales; Cordycipitaceae. The transcript has 2 exons. The record is from RefSeq and is a predicted model, not a curated record. Gene Ontology annotation, biological process: cellular response to heat; trehalose biosynthetic process; fungal-type cell wall organization. The coding region runs from base 1 to 1806 and encodes 601 amino acids.